UGAAAUCACCAUGACUCGGUUUGUAACACUCUUUGCGUUGAAUGUUGUCCACGGUGACGUCUCCUGUCACCCUGUCAUUGUAUGCCCUACCGGGAUCUUAGCCAAUGGAACUGCCGUGAGGGAGCUACUGAAACUUGCCAACAAGGACAUGUUGGAAGGCGCCAAAGGUAUGGCGGAAGUCUUGAAUCAGAGAGAUAUAGGGCGCCCUCUUGUAUGUGCGAUGCCAGAUUGUAUUCCUGAUCCGUGCUAUGGGGACAUGAACAUGUGUACCGAGACUGAUACGGGAUACAUUUGCAGCAAGCCAGAUGAGACUGCCACGGACCUACAACAUGAUUCAGCCAUGGACCUACAACAUGAUUCAGCCAUGGACCUACAACAUGAUUCAGCCAUGGACCUACAACCUGAUUUAGCCAUGGACCUACAACAUGAUUCAGCCAAGGACAUACGAUAUGAUUCAACCAGUGGGCGGAGAGUACCUAAGAGUGUUCGUCGUGGACCGACUCCGUCCUAGUACACUAUUCUGUGUAAUCCCAUAGGGUUUUUUUUUGCCAAAAUUGAUUUUGUGGUUGUUUUGGCUUCAAUAGGGUCCCUUGAGACCAAACAUGAUGGGAUUCAAAUUUUCAGACCCCUCCUUCCCUUCGUGGGGGUCCUUUUUGGCGCCAUUUUGGCCUGUACCAAGCCCAAUAGGAUAAGCAAUUGUUUUCACCCUUAUUUCUCAAUUUUUAUCGCCAAUUUUAUUCUUAAGUUGUGUGAGGUGUACAAAAAUGAAUAUUUGAUGUUGUGAUUUCAAUGUUUUUCACUUUUACCAUAUAUGGGGGAGGACUUAACGAAAAAUGCCGAAAAAUUGUAAAAUAUUACCCCCAAAAGUGUAAUUUUCCCCCUUUUUGGCACUAGAAAACAUGGUUAGAAAAAGAUUACAAAAUUAAGUGAUGUUGUGAUUUAGGCUAUCCUGACUGAUGCAAUAUCUAAUAUUUCGUUUGCAAUACUUUCCACAUUGUUAUUUUUAUUAUUAUUCUUGUCAAUAAAUGAAUAUGUCUUUGUUAUAUAGUCCAAUAACAGAGGAAUACAUCACAUGUGAUUUAUAUGAUUAUUCUUGUCAAUUGAUGUAAAAAUCAAACCCAUUUCAGGAAUCUAUGUCGUGAAAACCUUACGACAUUUCUAGAUGGCGCCAUAACUUAUCAUAAUGAUAUUAAUGUGGUACGGUAUGUCAUGACACAGCUCCUGUAGAUUUUUUUUGCCAAAAUGAUUUUUUUUUUCAUUUGGAUUCACUUAGGUCCAAUUUAUCAGGAAGUGUGUUCAUCACUCCUGGUGCAGGUAUUGUCUGUUUAAUGAGAUAUAACCAUCUUUAAGGGAAUUAAAUGAUUACCAUUUUCACGUCAAUAUAAUUAUAUCAAAUAUAUCUCCUCGCACUUCGAGCUUUUACUAUUUAAUGUAGUGACAUAUGCUUCGUUUUUAUGACUACUUAAAGUGAUUGCCCCUAAAGGUCUUAAUAUAAAACAGUUCCAGUCCGUGCUUGCGUUCGCAUUAGUGGCUUGGUGAGAUAAGUCUGCUAUUCAUGAAUUCCUACAAAAAAAUCCUUAAAAUGCCCCUUUUCUGGUCUGAAUAACAAAUCUCAAACUAGUUUGAUAGUGAGAUACAUAUCAUAUUCAUGAUUGCAUGACUACAAAAAGGCGCUCACAUUUAGAUGACUAUGGUGAGAUAUGUAGGCCUAUGCUCUUCAUGAAUUCCUUAAAAUAUAGUCUUUAAAAUGUCCCUGUUUGGGGUCAAUGUAC
This is a messenger RNA of Lytechinus pictus (painted urchin), 1772 nucleotides long. RefSeq lists its product as uncharacterized. The record is from RefSeq and is a predicted model, not a curated record. NCBI's taxonomy places the organism in Eukaryota, Metazoa, Echinodermata, Echinoidea, Temnopleuroida, Toxopneustidae. The transcript is spliced from 4 exons. The coding region runs from base 11 to 511 and encodes 166 amino acids.